CUUUACCUGCUCUAAGGUUUGGUGGGGGAACUGAUCCGAAAUCGGAAGAACACGGUUCAAUCAGUUUGUUCAGAACGUAAGACCGACGGUCAUUCUUUACGCACAAAUUUUUGGCUUUGCGCAAGUGUUGGAACAAAGCUAGUGUCAACCGAUCUGAGUUUGAGGUUAUGUUAUGGGUUUUUAUGAUGUUUUGAUGAAAAGUAGUUGUUUGUAAAUUUUUAUUCAUUUUCCAUUUUAAUUUGAAAAAAUGAACAAAUCCAAUGAGUUACAACCAGAUACUUAUUUUUUGAGUCUCAACAAACAUGGACAAAAAAUUUGUACCUCACAAUCGGACCCGACCAAAAAGUAUGUACUAGAUGACCAUGGGUUUAUGACUGAAUAUUUGAGUAAAUCUGAAAAUGAUGAUGAGGACCAACCUCAAGCUGAUGAAAACAGCUUAAGUAAAGAUUCAGAAACAGACACUAUAAACCAUCUUGGUGAUCCAUCUCAACUUGGUAUGAUGCAUUUGGAUACUGCCCAAGAUUUCGAAGAAAAGCUCAUGAACCAAUUAGACUCCGACAUAAUGAUGAACAUAGACGUAAAUCCAUCUUGCCAUUAUUUCAUGGAACAUAUGGAUAUCAGAGAUCCAUUGUCAAAACUCAAAAAGAUUCUUGAGAAGAAACUCAAUACAAAAUUAAAUAAUUUUAAAUUUACAUUACAGGAUACACAAAUUCUUGAAGAUCAUAAAAAUUUGGUGGACCAAUGUGUGCAAGGCAAAGGCAUUGUUCAAGUGAAUAUUUAUGUAUUAUUGGCCAGUAAGAGAAUCAAUAUAAUGGAUGUAUUAAAACCAGCCGAUGAUUAUGUUCAUAAAGAAGUAGAAGAAGAACCUGAAACAGAAGAACCCAUCAAUCUGGACAGUGAAAAUGAAGAAGUAACUGAACCAGUUGAUAAAAAUAAAAAAAUUGUCCAGUGGCAAGUUGACACGCAAUACAAGAAAGUACAAGAAAAAUUGAACAUACCAUUGGAUCCAGUGCAAUGGAAUCGUUCGCACGUAAAGCACUGGCUACAGUGGGCUGUGCGAAAAUUUGAUUUGUUAAAUUUAAAACUUAGCGACUGGGAUUUCGACGGUCAAAAAUUGUAUGAAUUGACGUUGCACGAUUUUAAAAAAUUGGUGCCUAAUGAUCCUGGGGAUAUUUUUUGGACGCAUUUGGAACUUUUAAGAAGGAUGAAAUUAGUCGCCAUUAAAAGAACCAAUUCUGAUCCACUAAUGGAAGAAAGUCCACCUACGAAAAAACCAAUAGCUGAAUCAGACACAAGAUCCGGAACAUAUCAUCAUCAUUCCAUUCAUUCCACACACAGUUGUCCUGUAGCAGGGAAUAGAUUUGGUAACAAUGGCCAAAUACAAUUAUGGCAGUUUCUUCUUGAAUUAUUGACCAGCAGAGAGUAUCACUCUAUAAUUCAAUGGACAGGUAAUGGUUCAGAGUUCAGGUUAUGUCAGCCUGAUUUGGUGGCUCAGUUAUGGGGAGACCGGAAAAAUAAGCCAUUAAUGAACUAUGAAAAACUAUCGAGAGCCUUGCGCUACUAUUACGACGGCGAUAUGAUAUCUAAAGUGCCUGGGAGACGAUUCGUUUAUAAAUUUGUGUGCGAUUUGAAGCAAAUGUUAGGAUAUAACGCUAUGGAGCUGGCGAAUUUGGUGAAAUAUGGAAAUCCAAUGAUUUGAGUCGAGCAUAAUAAUUAUAUUGUUGAUGACUUAUUGUUAGUUUGAGAAAUUAAGGAUUUGUUUGAAAAGAUGAAUAUUGUAGUACUUUUUUAAGUGUUUUUUAUAUUUGAUUUAUAGAAAAAAUAUGACAUUUUGCUGCUGAUAAUGAAAACACAACAUUAUUAUUUAUAUAUGAUAUUGUGAAUCAGCAAAAUAUUAUAUUGAUGACAAAACUUGUUUAUUGUUAAUCAUAAACUGAUCGCCUUAAGUAUUCUUAAAUACUCAUUGCAAAUUUCAAUAAAAUUACUUUUUGGGUUUAACUAUUAAAUAUUUUCAUUUUUGUUGAACUUUAUAACAAUCGUUUUAUUCAAAUCAUGUUCAUUCACAGAAUUUAAAUAUUGAUUUUGUUUUAAUUAGCAACGAGAUGAACCUGUGAAGAGGAAUUAAGAAGAAAAGUGGAAAGAAAAUUAAAGGCCUUUAGCAUAGUGAUUGAGUUGAGAUGAUAACUUUUCUUUGAAUCUCAACUUAUUUUGGAAUGUGACUUGCAGAAGAUUAUUGUUCUGGAAUCAGAUGAAGUUAUAAAGAUUUAUUUUUUUGUCAAGUGUGGAAUUUGGGAAACUGGUCUUUUAAGGCCUGUGGUUGUUUUCCAAAGGGAAUAAUCAGUGUUUUUGUUGUCAGUGGGGAAUUGUUAAUAGAUUCAUUUUUAAUUUCUUGAAUUCCACACCUUAUGCGUUGCAUCAUAUUGUUGAGAAUUGUUUUGUCAUGGGGAUUACAAAAUAUUUAAAAAUUUACAUUUCGAAAAUUUAAUACGUGUGUUUCAAUAGUCUGGGAACGGUCAAAUAUAUCCAGAGCGGCUUGAAAAAAAAUUACGAAAUUUUCUGCAGAGGGGUAAUUAUUUGAUUCCCGAUUCACUGAUGACAUCGACAAUGUUGCCAAGUUUGCCGCUUUUCCGAUAAUGUAGGCAAAUUCGUUUUUUCAAAUAGUUACACCACUUUAUUUUCAAUGCAAUAAAUUCGACGCUCUACUGUUGGAGAAACCUACAAAUAUCCUGUCCCUAUUUUACGCGGAUUCUGAAAUAUGGCACCAUAGCCUUCUUGUUCAAAUAUCUGGGAACGAUCAAAUAUUUCCAGGGUCCUUAUUCUUGAAACAGGGGAGCAGCGUUCCCAGGAGAACGAGUGUUCCGUCCUUGUUACUUAUAUUAUAAGUUGCAUAGCAUUGACAAAAACGAACACUCAUUCUUCUGGGAACGCUGCUCCCCUGUUCAAGAAUACGGACUCUGAACGGUGUAAUGACCCGGGAAAAUAGACCCGUAAUUUACAAUGUCUCAACAAUAAAAAUUACGUAAAUGUAAUCAAAUAAUUAAAAAUUGAAUCUCCAAUAUUUCAAAUCAGUAUCAAUAAAACUGGAAAAUGAUGAGACAAAUUAGCGUUGACCCCAAAUUAAUUAAAAUAUUUAAAAUACGUUCAAUUUCUAAUCGCCAGUCAUCACGCGUGUGCCAUCAAGUUAGUUGAGCUCAUCAAUCAAAACCCGGAAAAGAUUAAAUACAAGGUUAGGUACCUGAUUAAUAUUAGGUCCCAAAAUGACAGAAAUUUCAAAAAAUCGUAUAAUUUAUUGCCGGCACGAGUUCGGCUUUUCCUUGAAUUAAGUGUCCUCUACAUUGUUUCCCAUUUUGUUGACCCCAAAUAAUCAUAGAAUUUCGACACAGAUUUCGUCAUCAUCCAAUGAGCAAGUUAUAUUUUUUGGAUUAAUAUCUAGGUCGACCAAUAGAAUUGAAUUACAGAUGGUCAAAGACCGCCCAUAUUGUCGAUUCUAUAGUGGGUAAAUAAUAAUAUAAAAGGGGCGAUCAUUUAAGUAGAGGGCAAUUUCCAAUAAUUUAUUGUGAAUUAGACUUAAUAAUUAGUAGUAUUCAGAAGUGGCGAAUUCUCUCCAGUAUAAAAAGUCGGGCCUCGGAAAAAGUAAAAACUACAGUAAAUAACUCGAAUUAAGAAAGAAGUAAACCUUUCAGUUUUUAUGAGCGUGCUCUAGCUAUUUUGUAGUGAACAAUAGUUAGAAUAAUUAAGUCACUUUAAGCGCGAUUAUUUAAAUGUGAGUACUCUAGUGACAAGUUUUAUUUUGACUUUAUCAAUGUUGAAAUGACUAUGAAGUGAAUUGACUAUGAAACUUUAUUGCAUAAAUAUUAUUAACUUGAGUGUAUUGACUUUGAAUAUUUUUGUGCUCAGUAUAGAUAGAGAAAUUAAAAUCAAAUGACUGAAUGAAUUUAACUGAAAAGUUUGGAUAAUCGAAUUAACUGUUUUGUUCCGUCUAGAAAAUGAUUAGUUAGAUAUUUUGGUUUCUAAUUAAAUGAAUUAAGAUAAUUGUUUUGAUAGUAUUUAUUUACUCUGGCCUUUGGCUGUACAUGAUUUUUGAGUAUAAGUAAUGUACAAAAUUUGGCAGUAAGCUAUUUCAGGGAUUUUAUACGUUUAUAGAACAGGAAGUUAUAAUAAUUAAACUAAAUUAUGAAUUUUUUGAGGUAUAAAAGGUGUUUAGGAUUUAAAAAUAUUGUACCUAACCGUAGUAAGGUUAUUUGAAAGGGGUAUUAAAGCACAAGACUUUUUGAUUGCAUCAUUUGAUUAACAAGCUCAGAGACCGUGUAAAGGUGGCUGUUCGAUUGCAUCAAUUUAGGACUGUUUAUUUUUGUAUUGAAAGGUAUUGGAUUAGGGUUUAGAAAAUUUGUACCAUGGUUAUAGGAAAUUAAAAUCUGUUUAUUUUCUUAUCAAUAAAGUAUAAUUAUUAACGGAUAACCAUAUAAAUCAGUUGUUUCUUUCAAUUGCAAAUAGACCCGCCCCCACAAUUUUAUUUUUCAGUAGCUAUAGAGUACUUGGCGCGGAUGCUACAACAGCUUAAAAUGAAAUUACGAAAUUUUUUGCAGAGGGGUAAUUGUUGAUGCCCGAUUCACUGAUGUCAUCGACAAUGUUGCCAAGUUUACCGAUUUUCAAAUAAUGUAAGUAACUAUGCAAUGCAAUAGAUUCGACGCUCUACUGUUAGUAGUGAAACCUGCAAAUAUCAUGUUCCUUGGCGGAUUCUGAAAUAUGGCAACACAGCCUUUUUGUUCAAAUAUCUGCUUAAACCAACGAUAAAGGUCAAAAUCUAAUCUAACAAUUAUUAUACGGACCCCUUCUAUAGUCAUCAGUUAUUUUUACCGAAGGCGGUCCGAAUGAAAUAAUUACGCAACCGGAAGAGUCACGAGAUUCCUGACCCUUUAUAUAAACUCAUAAAUCUACACACCAAACGACAUUAAUUAAAAGGCUAACUUGUUUAAUUGUGUACACGCGCUGUCGGCGUUUUUGCACAUUUUUUUUUUUUUUUGAAAUAGAAGUAGAAUCAGCAGUUAAUUCAUAGUAAGAUAGUAGAGAACAGUAGAGAUUGGCAGUGAUUUGAGUCUCCUCCAAAAGGUUAUUUUCUUGAUCAGUUAUGAAGUUAGAAGUAAAUUCAAAUAUUUUAUUCAAUUUUUGCGUGCUAAGCAAUUAAAACAAAAAUACUGUCAUGGCUUUGGAUUGCCUGACAGAAAUCUUGGGUUGGGAACAAUACACUCUGACACUAAUUACUUUAAUAACUAACUCAACAAUUAAACUCUACAACUCAAUAAUCGCUAUUUAACUCGUA
Messenger RNA from Ceutorhynchus assimilis (cabbage seed weevil), 5320 nucleotides. NCBI's taxonomy places the organism in Eukaryota, Metazoa, Arthropoda, Insecta, Coleoptera, Curculionidae. The record is from the annotation of a GenBank genome assembly.